Molecule: messenger RNA, 1521 nt
Organism: Salvia hispanica
Lineage: Eukaryota; Viridiplantae; Streptophyta; Magnoliopsida; Lamiales; Lamiaceae
Product: Pyridine nucleotide-disulfide oxidoreductase family protein
Biological process (GO): chlorophyll biosynthetic process; photosynthesis
Cellular component (GO): chloroplast thylakoid membrane
Molecular function (GO): FAD binding; oxidoreductase activity, acting on the CH-CH group of donors, NAD or NADP as acceptor
Source: RefSeq, a predicted model, not a curated record
CUCCACUCCCCAAAAUAUCCCCACUAAACCAUGGCCUCCAUUGCCCUCAAAACCUUCGUCGGCCUCCGCCACUCCUCGCCGGAGAACAACACCACCAUCACUCUCUCCAACCCCCACCGCCGCCGCACCACUCAAUUCCGGAUCUCCGCCUCCAAGUCCAGCCCCCGAGUCACCGGCCGCAACCUCCGCGUCGCCGUCAUCGGCGGCGGCCCCGCCGGUGGAUGCGCCGCCGAGACGCUGGCCAAAGGCGGCAUCGAGACGUUCCUGAUCGAGCGGAAGAUGGACAACUGCAAGCCCUGCGGCGGCGCCAUCCCCCUCUGCAUGGUCGGCGAGUUCGACCUCCCUCUCGACAUCAUCGACCGCCGCGUCACCAAAAUGAAGAUGAUCUCCCCCUCCAACGUCGCCGUCGACAUCGGCCGCACGCUCAAGCCGCACGAGUACAUCGGCAUGGUCCGCCGCGAGGUCCUCGACGCCUACCUCCGCGACCGCGCCGCCACCGCCGGCGCCACCGUCAUCAACGGCCUCUUCCUCAAAAUGGACCUCCCUCAGUCCAAAACCGCCCCCUACGUCCUCCACUACACCGACUACAACUCCAAAACUGGCGGCUCCGGCGAGAAGAAGACCCUCGAAGUCGACGCGAUAAUUGGCGCGGACGGCGCCAAUUCCCGCGUCGCCAAGGGCAUCAACGCCGGGGACUACGAAUACGCCAUCGCCUUCCAAGAGCGCAUCAAAAUCCCCGACGACAAAAUGAAGUACUACGAAGACCUCGCCGAGAUGUACGUCGGCGAUGACGUGUCGCCGGAUUUCUACGGUUGGGUCUUCCCCAAAUGCGACCACGUGGCGGUGGGGACCGGCACGGUGACGCAUAAAGGGGACAUCAAGAAACUCCAGGUGGCCACGCGCCUACGCGCGCGUGACAAGAUCCAGGGAGGGAAAAUCAUCCGGGUGGAGGCCCACCCGAUCCCGGAGCACCCGCGGCCGAGGCGCGUGCUCGACCGCGUGGCUCUAGUAGGGGACGCGGCCGGGUACGUGACCAAGUGCUCGGGCGAGGGGAUAUACUUUGCGGCGAAGAGCGGGAGGAUGUGCGCGGAGGCGAUCGUGGAGGGGUCGGAGAACGGGAAGAGGACGGUGGACGAGAGCGAUCUGAGGGUGUAUUUGGAGAAGUGGGACAAGACGUACUGGCCGACGUACAAGGUGCUGGACAUUCUGCAGAAGGUGUUCUACCGCUCGAAUCCGGCGAGGGAGGCGUUUGUGGAGAUGUGCGCGGAUGAGUAUGUGCAGAAGAUGACUUUCGACAGCUACUUGUACAAGCGGGUGGUGCCUGGGAACCCGUUGGAUGACUUGAAGCUUGCGUUUAACACCAUUGGGAGCUUGGUGAGGGCGAAUGCGCUCACUAGGGAAAUGGACAAGUUGAAUCUAUGAUUCUACUACAUUUUGCUGUCUAUUGCAUCUUCAUUCAUACAUUUCAUCUAUGUAUGUUGCUUGUAAGAAUUGAGCUAUUAUUAGACUUUACUUUUUCUA